Messenger RNA from Oldenlandia corymbosa var. corymbosa, 969 nucleotides. Lineage: Eukaryota; Viridiplantae; Streptophyta; Magnoliopsida; Gentianales; Rubiaceae. The record is from the annotation of a GenBank genome assembly.
AUGGCAACUCCGAGUCACAUCCUCAGCUCAGCACUCGUCCCUCCUCUUCAUCGUCCUUACACUGCCAAUUCCUUUUCUCCUACUUCUCCUCUCCCUCGAUUUUGUUCAUCACGGAAACCAUCAUCAUCGGUAACAGUGGCUAAAUCCCAGAUGAUGGACCCUCAAACAAAGUUCACGGAUUUCCCUCAUGCAUCCGCCCCAGUUAAGGAGCUGAUGCUGGACUUGAUGAAUUCAGUGGAAACCCGUAUUGGGUCUUCCCUUCUUCCCUGUUCUCUUCCCCCUGAUGUGCAGUUCUACGAGAACUCAACCGGGACGGCUCAAGGCACCCUUCUUGUCAGAUCCGGCAUCCCCUCUUCCCCUGUUGAUUUUAUCUUAGGAAGCUGGGUUCACUGUAAGCUGCCGUCUGGAGAAGCCUUAAACAUUACUAGCCUUUCAACCUACAUGAAGCCAUUAACUGAUGCCCCAAACUUCAUUGUUGAGAUCAUACAGGGUAGUCCAACAUCUCUAGUUGUAAUUCUUGAUAUGCCCCCAAGAAAGGAUCUUGUCUUACAUCCUGAGUACUUGAAAACGUUUUACGAAGACACUCAGUUGGACAUGCACAGGCAACUUCUCGAAAAGCUGCCUGAAGUGACACCAUAUAUCACCCCUUCACUAUACAUUCGAGCUCUUGUCUCCCCAUCUGCAAUUCUCGUGCGCAUAGCAGAAGGUGACAAAACUGCUAAAAUAGAAGAGAUAAUUCAAGAUCAAUUGAGGCCUAUAUCCAAUGAGAUUAUGAAGGUCUGGUUGGAUACAUGUGCUUCUGGUGGAAGACCAGUGGAAAAGGAUGAGAUGGCUUGUUUGGCAAAGAGGGACCAAGUUACUAGAAGUAAGUCUAUUGAGAUUGAUCUCGGCACAAGCCUUCCUCGAUUGUUUGGAGAAGAAGUAGCGGGACGAGUUCUACAAGCAUUAGAGGGAACUUUUAAUGCUUGA